AUGGGUAAGAAAAAGAGAUCCCAGGUCUUUGUGCUCAAGCCGUGGUGUUGGUACUGUGAGCGAGAGUUUGAAGACGAUAAAGUCCUAUUGCAACACCAAAAGUCGAAACACUUCAAAUGCCAAUUAUGUCCCCGAAAGCUGAAUACGGCGGGUGGUUUGAUGGUCCACAGUCAACAAGUCCACAAGUGUGAUCCUGAGCCCCUCACCAACACUCUGCCUGGACGUGAUGGUUACGACAUUGAAAUCUUUGGUAUGGAGGGUGUGCCCGAUAAUGCCCAGUCGGAAUGGAAGGCUAGGAAGGAGGCGGAGGCUGGAACAGCCCUUCUCGCUGCUGCAGCGGCCGCGAAAAGGCCCCAAAACAUCUAUGCUGUCAUCCCGGAAGCCGACCUGCGAUCGGCAUUGGCCCAGCACAAAGUUCUCAUGGCAAACAGAAACAAGGCUCCUUCAGCACCGUUACCCUUCCCUCCUCUUGCCGGCGCACCUCCCCCAUUCCCUCCUCCUGGAUUCCCUCCGGGAGCUUUCCCGGGUAUGCCACCUCCAACUAUGCCUCCUGGCACGCUCCCUCCAUUUGCUCCUUCGGGUAUCCGCCCACCCUUCCCUCCUCCCCCCGGUCUGGCUGGUAUGCCCCCUUAUCCCGGUGCAGCCAACUCCCCCAAUCCCCUUCCCGUCCCACCUACCCCGUCCUCCUUCCCACCAGCUGCCUCUGGCCCUGCUUUGUCUUCGCCCGCGCCUGCUAUCCCCGUUCAACCGCCCAAGGACGGUGUGAUCUGGCCUGAUACGACUGCUUCACCAUAUGAAAAACGUGCCCAGCAACCUAGGUACAGGUAUACUUCACCAACGCCGAAAGAGGGAGAUGACGAUGGAAGCGGUAUAGGCAAAAAGAGGAAGGCUGCCGCGGACUUUUUGUAA
Messenger RNA from Cryptococcus amylolentus CBS 6039, 909 nucleotides. RefSeq lists its product as hypothetical. The record is from RefSeq and is a predicted model, not a curated record. The transcript has 8 exons. Lineage: Eukaryota; Fungi; Basidiomycota; Tremellomycetes; Tremellales; Cryptococcaceae. Bases 1 to 909 code for a protein of 302 amino acids. Gene Ontology annotation, cellular component: nucleus.